GAGAGAGAGAGAAGAAAUGGUGAGAGAGGUAUCAGAGAGCUGCGUGGAUAGUCUACUCACAGAGAUGGUCUCCAUGUACUGCAGUCGCUUAUACGCCAACAAGCCCGAGCUUGCUUCCAGCAGGAUCGACGCUAUUGGCUACCAGGUUGGCCACCAGCUCUCCGAGAGGUAUACGAUGGAGCGGCCUCGAUUCACUGAUCAUCUGGAUGCAAUUAAGUUCAUCUGCAAGGAUUUCUGGUCUGAGCUAUUCAAGAAGCAGAUAGACAACUUGAAGACCAAUCAUAGGGGUACCUUUGUGUUGCAAGAUAAUAAGUUCCGGUGGCUUUCACGCAUGUCUGCUGAUCUGUCUGCGGAAAAUGGAAACGUGUCUCAAGAAAAUUCCGAGGCCUCUGCUGAGAACAAGGCGCAACAGAUACCUAAUAUGCAUCUUCAUUUCUCUUGCGGGGUCAUUAAAGGGGCACUUCAUAACUUGGGGAUUGCUUGCGCUGUUUCUGCGGAUACUUCCCAGCUCCCUGCAUGUUCAUUUGUGGUUCGUAUAAAACCAUGAUCAUUCACCAAGGACCACAGAGAGCCAGAAAGAUUGGGGUUCAAUUCAUCAGGUUAUCAAUCAAGGCUAGUGAUUUUCUCUCUUUUGUGCCCAAGGGAUUUCACUAGAGUUCAGAAUUUCUUUGUAACUUUUAAAGUCACUAGUAUUUGGGAGAAAUUCCUUCGAAUUACUGAAUUGCUAGAAGCAGAUUAUAUGGGGAAUUGUUGUUCACAAAAGUCUACCUAGUGUGACGCUGCAACUGUAGGAGAAAUGGAGAAUGUUAAGAAAUUAAAAUUUGUAUUUAUAUGUUAUUAAAAAAAUUGUAUUUAUUGCAUAUGAGAUUGUGCUCU
Messenger RNA from Argentina anserina (silverweed cinquefoil), 876 nucleotides. RefSeq lists its product as uncharacterized. The record is from RefSeq and is a predicted model, not a curated record. Gene Ontology annotation, biological process: regulation of GTPase activity; endoplasmic reticulum to Golgi vesicle-mediated transport. The coding region runs from base 17 to 547 and encodes 176 amino acids. Lineage: Eukaryota; Viridiplantae; Streptophyta; Magnoliopsida; Rosales; Rosaceae. Gene Ontology annotation, cellular component: TRAPP complex; cis-Golgi network; trans-Golgi network. The transcript is spliced from 4 exons.